GUAGUGCUGUGAAAGAGAUCAUUCUUGCGUGACAUAUAGAUUAUUCCUGCAUAGUAGAUUUUUCUCGUAUGUAAUGUCGCAUUAAUGGAGAAGAAUAUGUAUCUCAUUUUAAAUUUAUUCAUUAUCGUAAUUAAUUUUUCAUUAAUCACUACACAAGACGUUACGCCACAACUGCCACCUGUACGGCUACCCUCGCAGCCACCUACGCUGGACCCGAAUAGACAUUUUAAGAAGCCGGACAAGGAACUGGUUGGCGAAACGUUCGACAAGGACCUGACAGAUUGGCUGUUUACCGGAUGUUGGGGCGAAGAUAAUAAUAAACCGAAUAAAUGCUCACCGUAUCGCACAGCGAUCGAAUAUCCUGGCUACGAUGGAUGGACCAAUAACGUUGGUAGACCGGAACUGGGUGCAGUCGACACUUCGUUGUUAAGAAGACUGCCAGCAGCUUACGAAGAUGGAGUGUAUAAACCGUCAGGCUCUAAAAGACCGGAACCAUUAGAGAUAAGUGAGAAGCUGCUGAGUGGAAAAAUUGGAUCUAAAUCAAGAACGGGGAGAAACGCUCUACUUGUAUUCUUCGGUCAACAGGUGGUGGAGGAAAUUUUAGAUGCCCAGAGACCGGCGUGCCCGCCCGAAUAUAUUAAUAUAAAAAUUCCGGAAAACCACCUGUACAGAGAUAAACCAGGGCACACGGAGAUGCCAGUUUUACGUACGCGGUACAAUCACCGGACGGGCCAUUCGCCCAACAAUCCUCGUCAACAGCUGAACGAGAUUACGCCAUUCUUAGACGGCGGAUUGAUUUACGGUACAUCGAAAGCGUGGUCCGACGUUUUACGGACGAAUGCCAGUGGAAUAUUGCAGGAGGACGGGCAACUCGCGUCGUCGGACCUUGCUCUGUAUCCCGACUACAAUACCGCUAGAUUACCGAUGGCCAAUCCACCGCCGCCUAUUCGCCAUCAUCAAUACGUAUCACGCCAUUACACCGAGAGCGUCACCAGAUACUUCAAAUUAGGGAAUCCUCGAGGGAAUGAAAAUCCGUUUCUGCUCACUUUCGGUAUAAUAUGGUUCAGAUGGCACAAUUUCGUAGCGUCUCACGUUAAACGGCACAAUCCACAGUGGACGAGCGACAAGAUUUACAACGAGGCCCGUAAAUGGGUGAUAGCGACUCAGCAACACAUUGUCGUCAACGAAUGGUUGCCCUCGUGGUUGGGCGACAGACUCGCUACGUACGAGGGUUACAAUCCCAAUAUUGAUCCGCAGAUUGAACAAUUUUUCCAAUCGGCCGCUUUUCGCUUCGGCCAUACCUUGGUACCACCAGGUGUGUACUUGCGCAACUAUGGGAGGAAUAACUGUUCCUUGGAAUCAUACCCAAUUAGAACGUGCAACAAUUACUGGAUGUCGCAGAAUUCUCUCCAUGCCAACUUGACAAGGAUCAAGGGUGUGAUCGACGUGGAGAAAUUACUCAUGGGAAUGGCUGUUCAAUUGUGCGAAGAGGAGGAUCAUAAAAUCGUUGAAGACCUACGGGGCAGUUUAUUCGGUCCACUCGAAUUUUCCAGAAGGGAUUUAAUGGCACUUAAUAUUCAGAGAGGACGUGACCAUGGGGUGCCUGAUUACAAUAGCGCCCGUCGUGCCUACGGUCUGGCGCAAGUUAAAAACGUAUCCCAUUUUAACCGCGUGGAUGUCGCGAUCCGGGAGGAGUUUCUCAGAUUGUACAACAAUUCGUUCGAUGACGUGGAUAUCUGGGUAGGCGGAAUACUAGAGACUGGCGAUGGGCCCGGAGAGUUGUUUCAAGCAAUCAUUCGUGAUCAGUUUCAGCGAAUACGCGACGGUGACAGAUUUUGGUAUAAUAAUACCGCAAAUGGACUUUUCACCGACAGGGAAGUCGAAAGACUGGAACAAUUAUCGUUUUACGAUGUGCUAAUGUGUACCACUAAGAUGGACUGGAACGAUAUUCCAAGGAAUCCUUUUAGAGUUCCUGUCACAGCGAAUGACAUACAUCCUAGUUGUAUCACCAAUAAGAUUGUGAAAGAAGGCAGAUGUACAAGUGGUCCCUGUUUUCACGCCGAUCAAAUAAACGAACGCACAAUUGAGAAUUGCACAGAGCCUGGCACUUAUGACUUUUUCUCCAACAGCAGCGCAUCCUUUAUCCUUACGUUUUUAGGUGUAUCAACAUUAUUUUGUGGUUUCAUCACGUUCAUCAUUUUUAAGAUAGAAUUCAAAGAUAAAAAGUCAGCGAAAGAAAAUGUUAUGUAUAGGAAAGCAGACCACAGUGAUAACAUAGAUAUUAUACAUACUGCUAGCGAAUGGCAAGAGCCAAAGGCUUCACUGAGACGCGUAAUAUUAGUGCCAAAUAUACGAAAGAAGCAACUGGAGGUGAAAAGCCAAUUAGGACACUUGAUACGCGCGGUGGAGUUUCCAUCCAACAGCAACGUCAUGAUUUAUUGCGCAUCUGACAGCCAUUACAUGUUGAUUCGUGUACAUCAUAGUUAUGAUUUGGUGUUAAAGUUUGAUUCUGACUUUUUGAGAAGCGCAUUUAUAAAAACAUUCGAAAAAUUUACAUCGGAAAUCGGUACGUCCGAGGAUGCGAGCUUAAUGCAAAUGAUGACCAACACCACGCAUGCGGCCCUACUCAAGCAAGCGAUAACCAAGAAACAACGUCAAAAAAAAUUGGAAAUGUUUUUCCGUGUUGUAUUUGCACAGGCAUUCCAUAUCGCGCAUACGGAAGAAGAAAUCUUACAAAUAGAUUCGACGGUAGCGCGAGAAGUAAUUCAUACCGAAUUGACCAUCAUUGAGUUUGCGGAAGCCCUGAGUAUGAGACCGGACGCAGAGUUUGUAAAGAAGAUAUUUCAUCUAGUAGACAAGGAUAAGAACGGCUUCAUAUCAUUUCGGGAGUUUGUCGAUAUGUUGGUGAUAUUUCUCAAGGGUUCUGCUGAAGAGAAGAUGAAGCUCAUGUUUGACAUGUACGACAUCAAUGGUACGGGAAGAUUGAGGAGAGAAGAGUUUUCAAAUAUGUUGAGAUCAUUUAUGGAGACUGUCAACGCUGAUGUCACGGACGUUGAGCUGGAAGCUUUGGUGCAAUCCAUGAUGUUUCACGCCGACUUGGCGAGUAAAGAGACGAUAAAUCUACAAGAUUUUCAGCAGAUAUUAAGUGACUUUAAUGAUAAAUUUAACUACGCGGAAUUGGAAUUCAAUGUACCUAUGGAUGGGAAAGGCAACAGGAAACUUCACGCGGGCGUGAAGACAGUUAGGUCGACGUUUAUUGGGGAAGUACAAAAGACGGUGGAGAGUCUAUAUGCCGAUCCAAGCGAAUUACAAUCUAGAGUCGAGGGCAAAGUUGAGAGCGAACAGGAUGGGACAAGUAGUAAUAGUGAAAUUAUCGACAAGAAUGAAAAAAUUGUCCAAGAAAUUCAGAGACACUCGGACGAUUAUUGGUAUCCCAUAAUGAAAUACCUCGCUAACAAACGAUUGCAGAUAUUCUGGGCGUGUUUAUACACUUUGUUCCUGCUUGGGAUUUUCGCCGAGCGAGUAUAUUACUACUCUGUACAACGGGAACAUUCUGGUUUGCGACGGAUAUUGGGCUACGGCUUGACUAUAACGAGAGGCGCGGCGUCGGCUAUGAUGUUUACUUAUUCUACCUUAUUAAUCACCAUGUGUCACAAUACUAUCACCGUUCUGAGAAGCACGACUCUCCAAUUCUACAUACCCUUCGACUCAGCGAUUGAGAUGCACAAGUAUAUCUCUUGUUGGGCACUCGUAUUUACCGUGUUACAUGUAAUUGGACAUGGCUUCAACUUUUAUCACAUAUCUACGCAAACUGCCGAUGAUCUGACGUGUUUAUUUCCCAAUUAUUUCCACGCGACGCAUCAACUUCCCAAGUUCCAUUACUGGUGUUGGGGUACAAUGACGGGUAUAACGGGAGUCCUUUUAACCAUUUUGACCGGAUUAAUAUUUGUGUGCUCGUUGUCGAUGGUACGGAAGUCAUUCUACAACUGGUUCUCGUCGAUACACUCCUUGUACCCAGUUUUCUAUAUACUUACGGUUCUACAUGGCAGUGGAAGAUUAGUACAAGAGCCGUACUUUCAUUAUUUUUUCCUGGGACCAGUCAUUCUGUUUAUUCUCGAUAAAGUCGUAACUGUAACUAGAACGACGAUAGAAAUACCGGUGCUCAAGGGAGAAAUUUUGCCAUCAGGUGUAACGUGUAUAACAUUUGUGAAACCUUUAAAUUUUCAAUACAAAUCUGGCCAGUGGAUCAGAAUAGCAUGCCCAGCGUUACGGACAAAUGAAUAUCAUCCGUUUACUUUAUCCUCCGCGCCACACGAAACGAAUUUAAGUAUACACGUACGAGCGGUCGGACCAUGGACCAGAAAUAUCCGAGAGAAAUUAGAGUUGUGCACGAUGACUAAUGAAAACUUGCCGAUGAUUCACAUAGAUGGCCCGUAUGGAGAGGGUCACCAAGAUUGGGACAAAUAUCAAGUGGCGAUUAUGGUCGGUGGUGGUAUAGGUGUCACGCCCUUUGCAUCGAUACUUAAAGAUAUUGUUUUCAAGUCCAAUUGCAACGUCAACUUUGGUUGCAACAAGGUGUAUUUCAUUUGGGUGACUAGAACGCAAAAGCAAUUUGAAUGGAUGGUCGAUAUAUUGAGAGAGCUCGAGAAAGUAGAUGUCAAGAACACUGUAUCUAUUCAUAUCUUUGUUACUCAAUUCUAUCAAAAAUUCGACCUACGCACGAUACUUUUGUAUAUUUGCGAGCGUCAUUUUCAAAAGAUUUCAAACAAGUCUCUGUUUACUGGCUUGAAGGCUGUGACACAUUUUGGACGACCCAAGUUUUCUCAAUUUUUCUUAUCUAUAGAAAAGUUACAUCCUACCGUAAAUAAGAUUGGUGUUUUUAGUUGCGGCACACCGGCCAUGACGCAAGCAGUGGACGCAGCUUGCAAAGCCAUUAACCUAACAGAAGUUAACGACACGUUAUUUCAACAUCAUUAUAAAAGUUUCUAGUGUAUCAUUUCGACAUGAUAUAAAUGAAUAUUUUCUACAUUAACCAAUUGCACAUGUGUGUCGCAUAAAUAAUAUCAAUAAAGUUGUGUAAUAAUAA
Molecule: messenger RNA, 5086 nt
Organism: Vollenhovia emeryi
Lineage: Eukaryota; Metazoa; Arthropoda; Insecta; Hymenoptera; Formicidae
Product: dual oxidase 2-like
Exons: 26
Coding region: 85-4989 (1634 amino acids)
Biological process (GO): response to oxidative stress
Molecular function (GO): peroxidase activity; heme binding; calcium ion binding
Source: RefSeq, a predicted model, not a curated record